UGGCAAAACCAGUUAGUCGUCAACCAGAGCAGCCAGACAACGUAACGCCUUGAUUCUCGCCGGACUCACCGAUUUGCCGCGAUCGUUAGUGUCUGUAUACAGUUCCCAACGGAACCGAGCGAUAAAGAUAAAUGUGCAAAAACAAAGCGCACUUAGAUAAAGAUAACGAAGUUUCCAUGCCAAAGCACAGUGCAAGUGAAGUGAAACGAGAACGCAAUUUUGAAUAGGAAAUAUAAAAGUACUGAGAUAUAGAAGCCGAGACUCGGAGUCAGAAUGCAAAUGUGCCGAGCAUAAAGCGUGAAAAUCAACGAGUUGCCCCCAAACGAUAUAAACAGCUAACUUGAAUACAACCAACUAAGUGAAACCAAGUGCGCCGAGUACCCGAUCCGAAUGACUAUGACUUCAACGGUGCUCCAGCGGCCAAUUCAAGCCAAAGCCGAGAAGAAGGCCUCAAAGUCAGCUAACUCAACGAGAAGUCGAUCCACAAUGGCCUGGUCAAAUGAAAAGCUGCGCUUCUCCUGCAUUGACAACAUCGGCCUGAAGCAGCUAUGGAAACUAAUUGCCUUGGACACGAGUGCUUCCUCCAAGCAGCGCAAUGCCAUGAUGUUGGAUGUAGAGCAGCAGCAACAGCAGCAGCAGCAGCAGCAAUCAAACAAUAACAACGAGCGGAUUCCCAAUGAGAACUGCGACAACUUGGCCGACUAUUUGAGUCACCAAAGAGCGGCCCAGGCACAAAAGAAUCACAUCCAAUCCCAGGCCCCCGCCCAGAUGUCCCUGCUGAAAUUCUUGGCCAUUAAUGCUCUAGAGUUGAGUGCCCCAGCAACGCCACAUCUCCUUCAGCAUCAGCAGACUCAGACGCAGGCGAAGCCCCAAGGCUGGAUGCAGCUUUCCGGUCACCCAGAGAGCAUUGUUCCCACGUCUACCGGAAUAGUGCGCAAACGCAUCUCGGGAUUCGAGGACAGCGAGGUGAAAGCUUAUCGAUUGAUCUGCCAAGAACCACAGACCGCCCAGAUAGUACCCGCUUACUUUGGAAUACAAGAAGUGCAGGCCCAGCAAUACAUUGAACUGCAGGAUCUCCUGGCCGGCUUCCGGGAUCCUUGUGUGAUGGACAUCAAGAUGGGCAGCCGCACCUUCCUCGAAUCGGAGGUUAGCAAUGCCACCCUGCGACCGGAUCUCUAUCAGAAGAUGAUCGCUGUUGAUGCUGGAGCACCAACGCCAGCAGAGCACGAAGCACGAGCGAUUACCAAGCUGCGAUAUAUGACCUUCCGGGAGUCUCUGUCCUCCUCACACUCCAAGGGAUUCAGGAUUGAGGCACUGCGUUUACGUGGACGACCUCCUGUCAAGGACUUGAAGACCUGCCGGACAAGCGACCAGAUUGCCCAGACUAUUGAACAGUUUCUGGCUGCCAGGCGAUCCGUGCAGAAGGAGCUUCUCAAGCGACUAAAGCACAUGCGUCUGGUUAUCGAGCAAUCAUCCUUCUUUGCCCGCCACGAAAUCGUUGGCUCUAGCAUCUUUAUCGUCUAUGAUGACGAUAGGGUUGGCGUUUGGCUGAUUGAUUUUGCCAAGUGCCGGGAGCUGCCACCCCAUAUUAGGGUUGACCAUCGCAGCGCCUGGACUCCGGGAAAUAGAGAGGAGGGUCUGCUCCGUGGAAUGGACGAGCUCAUCCGCUCCUUUGAGGAGGUCUACGCCCGCUGCGGUUCCCAUCGCAGCUGCCUUAAAAUCUAAUUGAUAGAUCGAUUGCAACUGCAGCUGGAUCUGCACCAAAAGACUGAUCACUCAAGCUCCAUUUGUACAGAUAGAAAGAAAGAGAAUAGAGAAGGAUUCAUCUCAUCGUCCGGGCUGAGCUCCACCUUAUAUUACAUUUCCUUUCCAUAUUGGAAAAUCUUGAACUCAGCUCGGUUAUAAAAUGUAAGACUAGCUGGAGAAAAAAUUAACGAUUAGUAUUGAUCACCAAGCAGCAUUUGUUUGAUUAAAACAGGUUUAAACUAAGUAUUUGUGGAAAAAAUCUUAAUCUAAACACAAAAAAUAAAAUAUCUUAAGAAUAUUAAA
Messenger RNA from Drosophila eugracilis, 2049 nucleotides. RefSeq names its product inositol-trisphosphate 3-kinase homolog (gene IP3K1). Gene Ontology annotation, biological process: inositol phosphate biosynthetic process. NCBI's taxonomy places the organism in Eukaryota, Metazoa, Arthropoda, Insecta, Diptera, Drosophilidae. The record is from RefSeq and is a predicted model, not a curated record. Gene Ontology annotation, cellular component: nucleus; cytoplasm. Gene Ontology annotation, molecular function: inositol tetrakisphosphate kinase activity; inositol-1,4,5-trisphosphate 3-kinase activity.